AAAAUAACCAUUAAAAAAAACCUAGAAUAACAAUGAUAAGAAGCCAUUUUUCUCAAAAUGUUUAGCCUAUAAAAGCAGUUCAAAUUUUAAACAUUUAUCAGUUCAAAAUGAUUACCAACUUGAUCAUUUUUGGCCUCUUGGUCUCCUCAGCUUUAGCCAAUAACCGUCGCAUUGUUGGUGGUAGCUCUGCCGAUAUCAAAUACUAUCCCUACCAGGUAUCACUCCAAACUUUGAAUCCUGGCGGAGUUACUCAUAUCUGUGGAGGAGCUAUUCUUUCCCCCGAGUGGGUUUUAACCUCGGCAAAUUGUUUCGCAUUCUUGCCAACAAGCAAAUUAGAACAUUUCCGAGUUGUUGCUGGUAGCACAAGCCUAGCUGAUGCAGCUUUCUCAGGUCAAACAGUUCGAAUGGCAGGAUUGGAAUCAUUGCACAUACAUCCGACCUAUAGCUUAAAGAACGCACAUAAUGAUAUUGCAGUUUUUAAAGUUUCACCACCAUUCAAAUUCAACAAGCUCGUAUACUCAAUUGGCCUGCCCGAAAACAACGAAAACGCCACCGGAAAAGCUAUUGUGAGCGGUUGGGGUUCCGAUAACAGCGAGAUUUCUUUGCCUGUAGAUCGUUUGCGUUGCGCUGUUCAAGAAGUUGUUGGAGUUGACGAAUGUUCAAUUGAAUACAGAGGUAUGUUUAACGACGAGGGUCAUAUUUGCACUCAACCACCAACUGACGGUAAAUGUCCGUACGGCACACUUUGCUUCCAAGAUGGCGGUAGCCCAUUGACACAAAAGAAUAAAAUAAUUGGUAUUGGAUCAAUUGGUGAUUGCCGCAGUAAAUAUAAGGUUUACACUAAAGUGUCACACUAUGUUGAUAGUUUCAUUAAGAAAUAUGUUACUGAUUUGUAAGAGGAAUGCGAUUUUCUUUGACAAAUAAAUGAAUUGAAUUCAAACCAUA
This is a messenger RNA of Dalotia coriaria, 945 nucleotides long. RefSeq names its product serine protease 1-like. Gene Ontology annotation, molecular function: serine-type endopeptidase activity. Lineage: Eukaryota; Metazoa; Arthropoda; Insecta; Coleoptera; Staphylinidae. The record is from RefSeq and is a predicted model, not a curated record. Gene Ontology annotation, biological process: proteolysis. The transcript is spliced from 4 exons. Bases 108 to 896 code for a protein of 262 amino acids.